Molecule: messenger RNA, 2211 nt
Organism: Caenorhabditis angaria
Lineage: Eukaryota; Metazoa; Nematoda; Chromadorea; Rhabditida; Rhabditidae
Source: the annotation of a GenBank genome assembly
AUGACAACAAUACAUCAACGAAUUGAAACCGCGCACAGAGAUGCAAUUGUAAGUUUUUUUUUGAAAAGUAUUUCUGCAUAAUUCCAUUUUUUAGCAUGAUGCUCAACUCAAUAUGUAUGGAAGUCGUCUAGCGACUUGCGGUUCAGAUAGAUUGGUUAAAAUCUUCGAAGUUCGACCAAAUGGACAAUCUUUCCCAGUAGCAGAAUUGGCAGGACACGCUGGACCAGUUUGGAAAGUUUCGUGGGCUCAUCCGAAAUUCGGAGGACUUUUAGCAUCUGCGGCAUAUGAUAAGUGAGUUUUUUGCUAGAUUUGGGUACGAUAUUCGUUGUUUUUUUCAGAAAAGUGUUAAUUUGGCAAGAAGUGAGUGGCCGUUGGCAAAAAUCGUAUGAAUGGAAUGCACAUGAAGCAAGCACAACAUGUGUCGCAUUUGCUCCACCACAAUACGGUUUAAUGCUUGCGUCAGCUUCUGCUGACGGAGAUAUUGGAAUCUUGCGUUUCGAUGCUGCGUCAUCGCAAUGGCUUGCAUCUAAAAUCCCAAAAACUCACGAACAAGGAGUGAAUGCGGUUUCGUGGGCUCCGGGAAGUUCUGCACAUGAUGCAAAGAAAAGAUUGGUUUCGGCAGGAAAUGAUAAAAGUGUCAAGAUUUGGGUUUUGUAAGUUGAACGUUUUGGGGAGUUGAAAUUGAGAACUCUUUUCUGAAAUUUGGAAAAAAGUGUGGGGGUUUCUAGAGAUUGUGAUUUAUUAUCAGUUAUUUUCAAAGAUUUUAGUCCUAUUUCGAAAAUCUCAAUUUUUGAAAAGCGGAAAAAAGUAGCAUUUCAGAACUCACCAAAAGAAUUCUGUAAUUUCAUGCUUCUCAAAACCAUUUUCUAUUUUCGUUCAUAAUUCACGCCAAAAUAGACCAAAAAUCGGGCCAUAUUGUUCUUAUCACAACAAAAAUAUCAAAUGUUGACCAAUAUUUUUUUCCUGCAAAUGCACGAAAAAUAAAUCACAGUUCAUUUUCUCAACUCCCAACGUUCUUUUUUUGCUCGCGUUUUGUUUGCUCUGGCUAUUUGAUCCGAUUUGACAAAUUUUUGUUUCAUCAUCACGUGUGUUUAAUAUUGGUUUUGUGUGUACUUGGGAUGGGAUGGCAGAAAAAAUGAAGACCAAGACAAAUUAAAUUGAAAUUGAGACGGGUUUGGGGAUUUUGGUGAAGAAAAACCAAGAUAUUCUGUGUUUUUAAUUUUGAAAAAUUCUGAAAAUUUAAAAUAAUCCGAAAUAAAAAGGUACAUUUUUGAGAAAUCUGAAAAUUUACUUGGCAUAACACAACUCUUCCGCAACAUCGCUUUUUCAGCAAUGAACAACAAAAUGAAUGGGAAUGUGAAAAAGUGCUCCAUGGACACACCGAUUAUGUUCGAGAUGUUGCUUGGUGUCCAGUCACAAAUAAUGGCCUGAAUUCAAUUGUUAGUUGUGGAGUUGAUGGAAAUUUGGUAUUGUACAGAUCGAAAAAUAUUGAAACUGAUGAUUGGCAAUCGAAAUUAUUGGAAAAGGAUACGAAUUCACUGUUCCAUGUGUCUUGGUCGCCUUGUGGAACUUUUUUGUCGGUUUCGGGAGACAGUAAUGCGGUAAGAAAGUUUUUGGGAACGAUAUUCGGGGGUUUUUUUUUGAAAUUCAAAAAGACGUAUUUUUGAAUUAGGAAAUUUGAUUUCAAUUUGAAAAAAGAGAUCCACAUAAUUUCUUUGUGUCUUGAUUUCAAUCUAGAAAUUAUCUGGGACAUAAUUCUUAUUAAAUUUGGAAGUUAAAAGUAAAAAAAUCAAUUUUUUAUACAAUGUAUGAAUUCAGAAUUCAAAAUUGUUCGUUUCUAAAUUACUAAAUAUAUUAUUUUUAUACUGAAAUUACGUUUUUUAAAAUGUUUUUGAGUACUGAAAGAAUACUAAAAUUUGAAAAUUUUCACUCAGUUUUAUUAGAACAUUUAAAAUCUGUCUAAUUCUUUUUUAUUUCUUCAAUUCUCUUACAAAUCCCAUUUCUCUUCCAAAAUGUCAUAUUUUUUUCCAUUACCAUAAUUGAUAAUAAAACAAAAAUGUGACAUUUUUUGAUUGGGUCAUAAAAAAAUCAAUUUUUUCCUGAAAUGUAGUUUCUCUCAAAUAUCCAGGGACCUUCUUUUUUUUAAAGAUUUCAAUUUGGCGCGAAAAUCUGCAAGGCCAAUGGAUGAAAGUUCCACGUGAGGAAUCAUGA